AUGCUUACAACUGCAUCAGGAUCAACUCGAACACCCUGGACGCGACUUCAACUCGAGAAAGGGGAUUUCGACGUGUCUGCAAAUACGACGUCGUUCUCGACGAGGAGAGGUUCUGUGAACAAAGAGAUAUUAGUGCUUCCCAAUUCGAGGUUGAGGGUUGUGCUGGAAGCGAUGAGAAUAGCUCUGGAGGUUGUAUACAAGCCGCACUUCUCGAAGAUCUCGCACGGNUGCCGGAGCGGGAGGGGCNGUGCCGCUGCGUUGAAGUACGUGUGCAAGGGUGUUUUGAAUCCUGAUUGGUGGUUCACAGUGCUUGUGGUUAAGAAAUUGGAUGUUGCUGUUUUGGAAAAGCUGAUUUCCAUAAUGGAGGAGAAGAUAGAAGAUCCUAUUUUAUAUGGUUUCAUUCGAACCAUGUUUGAUGCUGGAGUGUUAAAUCUAGAGUUUGGGGGUUUUCCUAAGGGACAUGGUCUCCCACAAGAAGGGGUUUUGUCCCCUAUUCUGAUGAAUAUUUACCUUGACCUUUUUGACAGUGAAUUUUGCAGGCUGUCGAUGAAAUACGAAGGCAUAUGCGGUGGAGGGCUAAAUGAGCGAGAAAGUUCUGGCUCCGUGUUGCGCGAUUGGUUUAGGAGACAGUUGAAUGGAGAUGAUGUNAGGAAGGGUUCUGGUGUCAAAGUUUACUCUUGUCGCUAUAUGGAUGAGAUGUUUUUUGCAGUUUCUGGUUCAAGGGAUGCUACUGUUAAUUUUUUGUCUGAGGUCCANAGUUAUUUGAGCAGUUCUUUGCUGUUGGAUGUGGGUGAUCAAACUGAUGUAUUGUCCUGUGAUGGGUCUCAUGGUAUCCGCUUUUUGGGAACUUUGGUGAGAAGAACAAUUAGGGAGAGUUCUGCUGUAAAAGUUGUUCACAAGUUGAAAGAAAAAGUGGAGCUAUUCACUCUGCAAAAGGUGGAGGAGUGGAAUUAUGGGACACUUAGAAUUGGGAAGAAAUGGUUGGGUCAUGGUUUGAAGAAAGUUAAGGAAUCAGAAAUCAAGCAUUUAGCAGAUAGUAGCUCCCUCCUGAACAGGGUUUCCUAUUUCCGUAAGUCUGGAAUGAAAACUGACCAUUGGUAUAAGCACUUAUUGAAGAUAUGGAUGCAAGAUGUUCAGGCAAAAAAUGUCAAUAGUGAGGAAAUUAUCUUAUCUACUUUUGUUGCAGAGCCGGCUCUUCCUCAUGAACUAAAAGAUUCCUUUUAUGAAUUUACAAAGCAGGCAGAGCGGUAUAUAUCUGCUGAGGCAGAUUCUAUUCAUAAGCUUUUGCCAGAUAAUAACAGCUCAACUGAGCAUCCUGUGGAAAACUAGACUGUUGCUCCUAUCAAUGCCAUAAAGAUGCGUCUACUGAGAUAUGGAUUGACAACAAGUAAAGGGUACCCCCGGUCUGUUAAUCUGCUUAUCAUGCUAGAUACAACUGACAUUAUUGACUGGUUUUCAGGGAUUUCUUGCCGCUGGCUGAAAUGGUAUGAAAAUUGUGUUAACUUCGAUGAGAUAAAGCUCUUGAUUACAUAUCACGUUAGGAAAUCAUGCAUUCGUACUUUAGCAGCAAAGUACCGGGUACAUGAAAUUGAGAUAGAAAAACGGUUGGGUGAAGAACUUAUCAGGAUUCCAUCAACACAGGAAAUAGAGAUGGAGAUGACAAAUGAAGCAUUGGACGUUCAAGCUUUUGAUAACGAUGAGGCAUUAAUGUAUGGAAUUGCGUCUAGUGGUGUGUGUUUGUUGUCUCUAGCGAGAAUUGUUACCCAGGCAAGACCAUGUAAUUGCUUUGUAACAGGGUGCUCAUCUUCAGCACCUAGAGUCUAUACUCUACACGUCAUGGAACGGCAGAAGUCUCCUAGCUGGAAGACUGGAUUUUCAACUUGCAUUCAUCCAAGCUUAAAUAAACGGCGAUUAGGGUUGUGUAAGCAGCAUUUGAGGGAUUUGUAUCUUGGGCAUAUAUCACUUCAGUCUAUUGAUUUCANUGCAUGGAANUCAUAAAUUAUAUUUGUAGAUUUCUCAAGUUGUUUGGAUUUAACUNGCUUAUUACUNCAUAUCAUUGAUGAUGAAAGUACUANUGAAAUCGAGGUAUGAGAUGGUAUCCGAUACUUUCUCCUUACCAGCAGAUUUUCUCAAAGCACAAAG
Messenger RNA from Vigna radiata var. radiata (mung bean), 2142 nucleotides. RefSeq names its product nuclear intron maturase 4, mitochondrial-like. The record is from RefSeq and is a predicted model, not a curated record. Gene Ontology annotation, biological process: mRNA processing. Lineage: Eukaryota; Viridiplantae; Streptophyta; Magnoliopsida; Fabales; Fabaceae.